UCCUGAAUGUUAUUUACAGAGUUGAAACUCCACUAUUACAUUAUAUUAUUUUUGCUACUGAACGAAGGAAUGGAUGCAUUCAGAGUAUUUGAAAAUGGGUCACUUUUGCCCAGUUACUCUGCUCCUGCCAGAUGGGAUCCCUUCCAUCGUCCCCUGGACUCCAUCCAACCCUGGCAAUUCAGGCUUCUGGCAGCAGUAAUGUUGUUAGUGACCUCCCUGUCACUUGCUGAGAACCUGGCUGUAAUCCUGGUAACUUUUAAGUUCAAGCAAUUGAGACAACCUAUCAAUUAUAUUAUAGUCAAUUUGUCUGUGGCUGAUUUACUGGUCUCACUGACUGGUGGUACCAUCAGCUUUUUAACGAAUCUAAAAGGUUAUUUUUUUAUGGGAUACUGGGCUUGUGUAUUGGAAGGAUUUGCUGUCACAUUUUUUGGCAUUGUAGCUCUCUGGUCUCUUGCUCUGCUGGCUUUCGAGCGGUACAUUGUGAUCUGCCGCCCGCUGAGAAAUGCGCGCUUGAGGGGGAAGCAUGCAGCUCUAGGUAUUGUCUUUGUGUGGAGUUUUUCCUUCAUUUGGACCAUUCCACCAACAACUGGUUGGAGCAGUUACACUACCAGUAAGAUUGGGACUACUUGUGAGCCUAACUGGUACUCAGGAACUUAUGCUGACCGUACAUACAUUAUUACAUUCUUCACCACCUGUUUUAUAGUACCCUUAUUGGUGAUUUUGGUAUCCUAUGGAAAAUUGGUGUGGAAGUUAAAAAAGGUGUCAUAUGCACAAGGCAGGCUCGGGGCUGCCAGGAGACCUGAAAGACAAGUGACUAGAAUGGUUGUUUUUAUGAUCGUUGCCUUUCUAAUCUGCUGGAUGCCAUACGCUACCUUUUCUGUCCUAGUCACCACAUAUCCCUCCAUUGAGCUGGAUCCUAGUCUGGCAGCAAUUCCAGCCUUCUUUUCCAAAACAGCUACAGUUUAUAAUCCAGUUAUUUAUGUCUUUAUGAACAAACAGUUCAGGCAGUGUCUGAUUCAAAUGUUCAGUUGCAGUGCCGUAGAAACUGCAGAGUCCAACAUGAAGCUGACUUCAGAGAGAGCAAUGCUAACGGAGGGCAGAAGAGGCAGCGAGAGGACGCCCGUGGCAGUUCAUAGCACUGUUUUGAAGAGGAAAACUGGAGAUGAACACAGAGCUGACAUCCUUUGGCUCUGUUGACAGCUUCAGAAAACAAAACGCGUCCCAUGUAGAGCAGGAGAUGGCUCAUGAAUGCAACGCACUGUAGUGUAUUUCAUUGUUACAAUCACCUACUAUAAAGAUAUGUUGUCGCUGGGGUCCUGUGGACACCAGCUUUUGAGAUC
Messenger RNA from Lonchura striata (white-rumped munia), 1340 nucleotides. The record is from RefSeq and is a predicted model, not a curated record. NCBI's taxonomy places the organism in Eukaryota, Metazoa, Chordata, Aves, Passeriformes, Estrildidae.